AUGUUCAACUACCAUGGCACCACCCCCAAAGAACGCGCCGAAGUCUCUCGGCAGUUUGCCAAAUUCAGCUUCCAAAGACCCUUCUCUGUUUUGAGAGGAAUCAUGGAUCACAACGAGGAGAACAUCAUACAGCCUCUGAUCAGUCUCGAUAUUUCUGACGCGAAAAAGGACCUCGUCCCAGACCACACAGUCCUCGCAGGGAUGUUCGGCGGCUUCAACCUCUCCAACUACCCCAGGUAUGAGAUUACACACAGCACCAUCGAUUGUUGCGAAUUCGUCGUGGACCUCGCCGAGGAAGAACAGUCACCCACAGGAGUCCCGACCCACCUCCUGGCCCGACUCGAAAAACCUCGCCCCAACAAUCAGCUGUUCUGCUCGGCAGCUUUCCAGAGAAUUGCCCAUCGCAAAAUGCCAUCCGUUGUGCCCAAGGUCUGGGGCGUGGGAACGACGAUGACGGACGAGGGAGUCGAACUUCACUACCUCCUCAGUCAGUACUGGGAAGGCGCUGUCUGUGUGGAGGCUAUCUGGGAGGAGAUGAAUUACCCUGUUCAGAAAUCCCUCAUGGAGGAUGUCGCCACAGUCAUUGCAGAUCUCCAGGAGAUCUCUGUCGAUGACCUAGAGAAAGAAGACUGGGACAUCCUGGCAGAGCAUCCGCUUCAUUCAGAGGGUGUGGAUGACAUCCCGAUGGUGGGAAACUCUCAGGUAGGCUGGUUCAAGGACAUGGCGUCGUUCCUGAUGAGCAAGCUCGCACCCGGUCAGGCCAAGUACAGCAUCUCCACCACGGACGACGGCUCAGUCGUUUUCUCAGGGACUUUUGGAGAGAGCAGGGUACCCUCGCGCUACGAGAUCCAGUUCACGCCCGAGAACCUCGCCUACCUCCUAGACGCCUGCGCGCUGUGCCACAACGACGUCGAACCCCGAAACAUCAUCAUCCGGCCCACGCAAACCGACCACGGUCCAGGAUACGAGCUCAUCGCCAUCACCAACUUCGAUUCUGCAGGUUUCUUUCCCUUCGCUUACGAGACUGUCAUGAAAGACCUUUUGCUGGGACAGCGGAACCGAAUCGGGAGCUGGUACGAUCUGUACAAGGAAGUCACGCAUCACCUGCUGUAUGUCAACCCGGAUCUCGAUAACGCGACUAGCCAGGAGAAGUUGAUCAAGGCUGUUACUCUUGCGGACAUUGGUCAGAAGCAGAUGCAGGCGUUUCAUGUGGGCAAUCGCGUCCAGAUGAAGUGGUUGGAGCGCGAGGGGUAUCACCGAGGCGAGACUGCGCAGGAGGGUUUCACACGAGCGGAUGACUUUGACUUGGUGUAUACGGAGAUUGAUGACGCUGAGCUGGAGGAAGAGGCAUUGCAGGAACUUGGUUACCUCUAG
Messenger RNA from Colletotrichum karsti, 1374 nucleotides. RefSeq lists its product as uncharacterized. NCBI's taxonomy places the organism in Eukaryota, Fungi, Ascomycota, Sordariomycetes, Glomerellales, Glomerellaceae. The record is from RefSeq and is a predicted model, not a curated record. The coding region runs from base 1 to 1374 and encodes 457 amino acids. The transcript is spliced from 2 exons.